Molecule: messenger RNA, 2612 nt
Organism: Aegilops tauschii subsp. strangulata
Lineage: Eukaryota; Viridiplantae; Streptophyta; Magnoliopsida; Poales; Poaceae
Source: RefSeq, a predicted model, not a curated record
AUGGUCAUGGAGUCCGAGCCACAGCCUAGUAAUAAUGGACAUGAACCUCAAAAUACCACAACCACUAUCACCUACCAGGCGGGGCUGGCUCCACCAGGUGGUCUCUGGCCAGAUAGCCAGCAAGGCCACCUUGCCAGUUACAUUGUCAUGCUACAUAGCUACGUCAAGCGGUACAAGUUUUUCUUCUACUGCAACGCAAUAGCAUUCAUGGCAUCACUCAUUGUUCCGAUCCUGCUCCUGGUCAGGGAGCUGAGCCGGAAUGCAAUUUGGCUUCGUUCGCUGCAGUUUGCAAUGUUGGUUAACCUGCUGGGACUUAUGGGGGCCUAUGCUGCUGGGAGCUGCAGGGAGCGCCUGAAUGGCUCCGAGACAUAUUCAGGAAUAUCCAGAGCAACAGUGACAUAUACUGCAGGGCUAAGUCCUCCGGGUGGCUUCUGGCCUGACAACAAUGGUAGCCACAUUGCCGGUGACCCGGUGCUUCAAGAUCACUACCCCCGCCGCUUUAAGGCAUUUAUGGCCUGCAAUUCAACUGCCUUUUCUGGAUCCCUUGUCAUCAUCAUCAUGCUCCUCAGUAAAGCGGGAGUGAAUCACAUUUCCAAGUCAAACGUACUUCGGUUGUGGGUUCUGAUUAGCCUGCUUGGCCUUAUGGCUGCUUAUGCUGCAGGGAGUUGCAGGGAAGUCCGUACGUCUAUAUUUGUGUUCUCGCUUGUCGGUGCGUUCCGGCUCUACCUCAUCAUUCAAUGGGUCGCUCCUAUGGUGCCCAAGCCAGGAUUUAUCAGGGAGUGGAUCAAGUGGAUGGAAGGAGAGCAGAAUAAGCUGAUGUUGAAGGUAAACUCCUUUAUGGACAGUUGCAGCAGAUCCAGUGGGCAGGUGACACCAUUAGAGUAUGAUAGGCAACAUUCAUACAACAAUGAUGCAUCAAACACUGUUAGUAAUGUGAAAGAUGACUUGGGGAAGUUGCGCACAUACCUUUUAUUGCUUGGCAUCCUUGCUGUGACUAUUACAUACCAAGCUGGGUUGCACCCCCCGGGCGGGUUUUGGCCAGACAGUCGAGAUGAGCAUCUUGCUGGAGAUCCAAUCCUAGAGGCCAUCCAUCCCAUGUGGUACAAAACAUUCUUCUACUGCAACGCCACUGCAUUCGUCGCAUCAUUGGUUAUCAUCACCCUACUCCAGAGCCAGCUAAUCACCAUAGGUGCCAUGAGACGAUAUGUGCUGCAGACAGCCAUGGUUUUUGACCUCUUCAGUAUAAUGGGGGCAUAUGCUGCUGGCAGCAGCCGGGCUUUAUCCACAUCAAUCUAUGUGAUAAUCUUAGUCAUCCUUGUUUUCUCUUAUGUUGUGCUCCAUAGUGUGCUAUUUGUGGACGCAAGAGUUCCCGAUGAAUCAGCUCAGCAGCAAGAUGAUAACCCUGAAGUGAAAGAUUUGGAGAAGCGGCGCAAGUUUCUAAUGAUGCUUGCAAUUCUGGCAGAAUCCAGCACAUACCAAGCUGGUAUAAGUCCACCUGGUGGCUUCUGGGCUGACAACAGAGAUAGCCACGAGGCAGGUCACCCAUUGUUCAGUGAUGAGUUUCCACGCCGUUACCAGGCUUUCAUCUACUUGAAUUCCACUGCUUUCAUGGCAUCAUUGGCUGUAAUUAUGCUGCUUAUUAGUAGAAGGCUGUGCCACAAGGGAUUGCAGGGGUACACACUGCGUGCAUGUGUGCUACUAGAUCUGAUCAGUCUCAUGGGUGCUUUUGCCACUGGAAGCUGCCGAAAAGUGUCAGUGUCGGUUUAUGUCAUUCUAGUCUUGGCUGCUGUCUUUGCGUGCAUCAUGAUUCUAGUUCUGGUUCUGACUUUUGCAAAAGAUAAGGUGAUCAACUUCUUUAACUGGAUGUUUCACAUCACUGCUUUCAAGCGUCCGAAUCCACCCAAGAAUCAUGAUAGAAGCAUCAAAGUAAACAAAAAAACUAGCCAAAAAUGGCGUAAAGACUUGAUGCUGAUUGGAACUUUCACAGUGUCCGUUACGUACCAAGCUGGGCUCCUUCCUCCAGGUGCCCUUUGGCCUGAUGACCGCGAUGGCCAUUUCACAGGUGAUCCAGUCAUCCAUGAUACCCAUCCGAUACGGUAUAAGGUAUUCUUCUACUGCAACGCCACGGCGUUCAUGGCAUCGAUGGUUAUAGUCAUCAUGCUGCUGAACAGCACAAUAAGUAAGUACAAGAGGUCUCUACUUGCAAUGAAAACAGCAAUGGUGAUGGACUUGCUUGGUCUGCUCGGGGCGUAUGCUGCAGGCAGUUGUAGGAACUUGAAAACGUCGGCAUAUAUUUUCGCACUCGUCAUUGCUGUCUUCAUCUAUAUUGUCAUUCACAUUUUUCUGUCGUUCGAUAAAAUGGCACGAUUGGUAAGGACUAUGGGAGAACAAUGGAUGCCAUGCCUGACGAAGAUAUGGGUACUCAUUGAAAUUGAACCUUCAAACCAUGACCCAUCUACUGAACAACCUUGAGAGAUGCUUCUAGCUGUGCAUCUUAACUCUUUCUGUACAAUUUAUUCAAGUUUCUGUGGUUAUGCUAAGAAUGUAUUUUCUCCACUUGUUUAAGUUUGAGAAUUUUCAAUCUUUCAAGACAUAGUUUUGCACCAAAUAUG